CUGCUGAAAUUCUCAACAGAGUCCGCCACUCAAGCUAAGCAGAAGAAGUAUUCUCUAGGAAAAGCCCUAAUUCCCUGCUCCGCCAUGGUGAGGAACGUCGUCUCUGACGAAGAAGAAGAUGUGGAGCUCGACGAGGAAGAGAACGAACCCGCAGAUGCAGUUGAAGAUGACGAGGAGGAAGACGAUGAAGAAGGGCAGGAUGAGUACGAAAAGGAUGAUUUCAUAGUGGACGAUGUCGAGGAAGAGCCCGAGGAAGAAGGGAGGGCAGAUAGUGACGAAGAAAGGCAGAGGAAGAAGAAGAGAAAGAAGAAGAGAGAAGCUGAGGUUCUAGAUGAAGAUGACUAUGAACUCCUAAGGGACAACAACGUUUACCCUCAGAGACCCAAAGUCGAUACCAAGAAGUUCAAGAGGCUUAAGAAGGCUCGACGGGACGCAGAUGAUGAUCGGGAUGGGGUUUUUGCGGAGGGAGAUGGAUCUGGUAAGGGUGGGCCUGAAGAAAAACUGAGUCGCACCUUGUUUGACGAUGAUGAAGGACAACGGUUUGAAGAUAUUGCUGAAGAAGAGGAACAGAUGGAAGAGGAGGAGGAAGUUGAAGUUGGAGAAGAUGAUGAUAUGGCAGAUUUCAUUGUGGAGGAAGAAGAACUCGAUGAGCAUGGAGUUCCUGUGAGGCAUAAGAAGGUGAAGAAAAAGAAGUCAAGGCAAUCAUCUGGAGCUUCAUCUUCUGCUUUGCAGGAAGCUCAUGAUAUAUUUGGCGAUGUGGAUGAGCUCAUCAAACUGCGUAAGCAACAAGGAUUAGAUUCGAAUAAUGAAUGGAGGGAAAGGAGAUUGGAAGAUGAAUUUGAACCCUCCGUACUUUCUGAGAAAUAUAUGACUGAGAAAGAUGAGCAAGUUCGACUCAGUGAUAUUCCUGAAAGAAUGCAGAUAUCUGAGGAGAGUACUAGUUCUCCUCCAACUGAUGAAGUCCUCAUCGAUGAUGAGAGCACUUGGAUAUAUAAUCAGCUUGCUAGUGGCGCAACAUCUCUGCAGGGUGUAACCAUUAAUAAAGAUGAUAUCGUCCAGUUUUUGGAGCUACAUCAUGUGCAGAAGUUAGAUGUUCCUUUCAUUGCCACAUACAGGAAGGAAGACUGCUCUAGCCUGUUGAAAGACCCUGGGCAACUUGAGAAUGACUAUGAUAAUCAGGAUAAUGACCAAACACCAAAAUUGAAGUGGCACAAGGUGGUUUGGGCAAUUCAGGAUUUAGACAGGAAGUGGCUCCUCCUGCAGAAGAGAAAAAGUGCACUCCACUUAUACUACGAGAAGCGAUUUGACGAAGAAUCUAGGCGCAUUUAUGAUGAGACAAGACUUAAUUUGAACCACCACCUUUUCAAGUCUAUUAUCAAGGCGUUGGAGGCUGCAGAAUCAGAACGGGAGGUCGACGAUGUUGAUGCUAAGUUUAAUUUGCAUUUUCCUCCAGGUGAGUUAGGUGUGGAUGAAGGGCAGUAUAAGAGGCCUAAAAGAAGAUCACAAUACAGUAUCUGUAACAAAGCUGGUCUAUGGGAAGUUGCUAGCAAGUUUGGCCCUAGUGCGGAGCAGCUCGGCUUAACCUUGUCAUUGUUAGCGAUGAGUUCAGCUUUGGAGGAUGCCAAGGAAACACCUGAAGAGAUGGCUUCAAACUUUACAUGUGCAAUGUUUGAAACUCCACAGGCUGUUCUUAAAGGGGCCAGGCACAUGGCUGCUGUUGAGAUAAGCUGCGAGCCAUAUGUCAGAAAACACAUCCGUGGUGUUUACAUGGAGCAUGCAGUCAUAUCCACCGCUCCAACUCCUGAUGGGAAUACAACAAUAGAUUCUUUUCAUCAGUUUUAUGGAGUGAAAUGGCUGCGUGAAAAACCAAUGAGUGAAUUCAAAGAUGCACAAUGGCUUCUUAUACAGAAGGCUGAAGAGGAGAAGCUUCUUCAAGUGACCUUCAAGCUUCCAGAAAAACGUAUGGAGUUGUUGGUCAAUGAAUGCAAGGAGCUUUAUUGUAGUGAUGGGGUCAGUAAAUCUGCCCAGUUAUGGAAUGAGCAAAGGCAAUUAAUAGUGCAGGAUGCUCUUUUUGGGUUUCUUUUGCCCUCAAUGGAGAAAGAAGCGAGAUCAUUGCUAACAAGCAAAUCUAAGCGCUGGCUGCUUUGGGAAUAUGGGCAAGGUUUGUGGAAUAAAGUGUCUGUUGGCCCAUAUCAAAGAAAAGAAAGUGACCCGUCUGAUGAUGAUGCUGCUCCGAGGGUCAUGGCAUGCUGUUGGGGUCCUGGAAAGCCUGCAACAACUUUUGUUAUGCUAGAUUCCUCAGGGGAGGUGCUGGAUGUGCUUUCUACUGGGUCACUUACAUUGCGUUCUCAAAAUGUUGAUGACGUGCAAAGAAAGAAGAAUGAUCAACAACGAGUUCUCAGAUUUAUGAUGGAUCACCAACCACAUGUGGUCAUACUAGGGGCUGUGAAUUUGUCUUGUACAAGGCUUAAGGAAGACAUGUACGAGAUCAUUUUUAAGAUGGUGGAAGAUAAUCCCAGAGAUGUGGGACAUGAUAUGGAUGAAUUAAGCAUUGUCUACGGGGAUGAGUCUCUGCCUCGCCUAUAUGAAAACUCGCGGAUUUCCUCUGAUCAACUCCCAUCUCAGCCAGGAAUCGUGAAGAGAGCUGUUGCUCUUGGACGCUAUCUCCAAAACCCGCUGGCAAUGGUUGCGACCCUGUGUGGGCCUGAGAGGGAGAUCCUGUCCUGGAAGCUCAACCCACUGGAGAGCUUCCUAACCCCAGAUGAAAAGUACACUAUGGUUGAGCAAGUCUUGGUCGAUGUCACUAGCCAGGUCGGUUUAGAUAUCAAUCUCGCCAUAAGCCACGAAUGGUUGUUUGGCCCCUUGCAAUUCAUAUCGGGUCUUGGUCCAAGAAAAGCGGCAUCUCUUCAGAGGUCACUCGUAAGGGCCGGAGCAAUCUUCACUAGGAAAGACUUUGUCACUACCCACAGCCUAGGGAAAAAAGUGUUUGUCAAUGCAGUCGGUUUCUUGCGUGUUAGACGUAGCGGCCGUGCAGGCAGCAGCAGCCAGUUCAUUGAUUUGCUGGAUGACACUCGGAUUCAUCCGGAAUCUUAUGGCCUCGCUCAGGAGAUGGCGAAAGAUAUUUAUGAAAUGGACAAUGGUGAAGCAAAUGAUGACGAUGAUCUUGAAAUGGCGAUAGAGCAUGUUCGUGAGCAUCCUACUCGGUUGAAGAUCCUCAAUCUCGAUAAAUAUUUGAAAGACAAAAAAAGGGAGAACAAGAAGGAAACGUUUAAGGAUAUCAAAAGGGAUCUGAUACAAGGGUUUACCGAUUGGCGGAAAAGGUACAAGGAGCCAACUCAGGAGGAAGAGUUCUACAUGAUUUCCGGGGAGACCUUGGAGACGCUCUCUGAGGGUAGAAUUGUCCAAGCAACUGUGCGUAGGGUGCUACCUGGGAAGGCAAUAUGCGUGCUGGAGUCUGGGUUGACUGGAAUUCUGACAAGGGAGGACUACGAUGAUGAUUACAGAGAUAUCCACGAGUUGUCCGAGAGGAUUCAUGAGGGGGAUGUGUUCACUUGCAGGAUUAAGGCGAUCGAUAUGAACAGGUACCAGGCAAAUGUGGCUUGCAAAGAGAGCGAAUUGAGGAACAAUCGACUGUCCCAGCAGGUGCAAGAUCUUGACCCGUAUUACCACGAGGAUACAGUUAAUUUGCACAGUGAUCAGGAGAAGGCUCGCAAAGAGAAGGAGCUCGCAAAGAAGCAUUUCAAGCCGAGGAUGAUUGUCCAUCCUAGGUUCCAGAAUAUAACUGCUGAUGAAGCUGUGGAGUUCUUGUCUGACAAGGAGCCGGGGGAAAGCAUUGUACGCCCUAGUUCUCGUGGACCAUCUUUCCUCACUCUGACGCUGAAAGUGUACAACGGAGUUUAUGCCCACAAAGACAUAGUCGAAGGUGGCAAGGAGGUUAAGGACAUCACAAGUCUACUCCGGAUAGGGAAGACAUUGAAGAUUGGGGAGGACAUGUUCGAGGAUUUGGACGAGGUAAUCGAUCGGUAUGCAGAUCCUCUUGUGGUUCACCUGAAGUCGAUGCUAAACUACCGCAAGUUCAGAAGGGGAACAAAGGCAGAGGUAGAUGAACUCCUGAAGAUGGAGAAAUCAGAGUAUCCCAUGAGGAUAGUCUAUUCCUUCGGCAUUUCCCACGAGCAUCCUGGCACGUUCAUCCUAACUUACAUCAGAAGCACGAAUCCACACCACGAGUACGUGGGCUUGUACCCGAAAGGAUUCAAGUUCCGCAAGAGGAUGUUCGAGGACAUCGAUAGGCUCGUCGCUCACUUCCAGAGGCAUGUAAACGAUCAACUCCACAAAUCAGGGCCGUCCAUUCGAUCGGUCGCUGCCAUGGUUCCAAUGCGUAGCCCAGCAGGUGGCGGGUCUUCUGGAGAUGGCGGUGGCUGGGGUUCGAACAAUGACGGUGGUGGAUGGAAAGGAGGAGAAGGAGACCGCUCUUCCGGUAAACGGAAUGAUUAUCGAAAUGGUGGUGGUGGGUGGAGCUCUGGUUACGAUCGUCCCAAGUGGGACUCUGGUGGCCGUGGUGGUGGCAACAACAACGAUACUAGUAGCUGGGGCAGCUUUGCAGGCAACAGAGCUCAAAACUCACCUACCAGAGAAUCCGGAGGCGGUGGUGGUGGGUGGAGCUCUGGUGGUGGCGGAGGAGGAAACAGUGCUCGUGACAGUUCCGGCUGGGGUGGCGGCGGCGGUGAUGAUGGAAACUCAGGGUGGGUUAGUAGUUCGAGGGUGGGGUCGGCACCGCCGCAAUCGGACAGUGGAUGGGGCAGCGGUUGGUGACGGAAGGGGGCAAAAUAUGGUCGGCGGUUUGGUUUCUACUUUCUAGUUAGAAUGAAAGCAACUCUCCUGUGAAUAGUAACUAAAAUAUACGUAGAAAGCAAGAAGCUGCUCUAAUCUUUUGCUCUUAUUUUGCUACGGUUGACUGAACUGAACACAAUCCGUUUUGAAGCCAAAAUAAUGUUGUUCAGUCUAUUAUAGAAAAGCAGCUUUUCGCCUCCGGAGAAAAGCCAUUUAGUACCGCGAGUAUUUCCG
Messenger RNA from Linum tenue, 5064 nucleotides. Lineage: Eukaryota; Viridiplantae; Streptophyta; Magnoliopsida; Malpighiales; Linaceae. The record is from the annotation of a GenBank genome assembly.